AUGAUGCUAUAUGGAACCCUUACGCCCGCUCUCCCCGCACUUCCGGUUCUCCCCGCACUUCCCGUUUUCCCCGCACUUCCCCGUUCUCCCCGUUCUCCCCGCUCUUCCCGCUCUCUCCGCUCUUCCCGCUCUCCCCGCUCUCCCCGCUCUCCCCGCUCUUCACACCGAUUUCCGGCCGGGGCCCUCUCCAAAGUGCUUCGCUUCCAUUCCGCCCACCACCACCCCUCCCUCCCCUCCUCCCCACCACACACCCGCACUCUCCAUUCCUUCCGCUCUUUCCGCGUUUCCACGUUGUUGGGACGAAUGAUUGCAACGAUCGCCAGAGUGAGGGCCUCGCUCCCUCCCACCUGCCUCCUCCUCCUUCUCCUCCUCGCCAUCGCCCUAACCACGCCUCUCCACACCACCACCGCCGCCGCCGCUACCGGUAAAGGCGAGUGCUGGCGGGAGAAAAAAGAUCUGGAGGAGUGCAGAGCGGUGGAGAAGGUUGCGGCGGAGCGGAAGGAGGCGAUGGAGAUCAAGGCGAAUGCGACGGAGGAGGCGGCGCACAAGGGGCGGGACAGGAUGUUUGAGUGCAAGGAGAAGGUCGACCAGGACAAGGAGGCGUGGCACAACGAGAAGAGCGAAAUCACUGCACGCAUCGCCACUCUGGACAAGAAGGCAAAGGAGCUGGAGGAACGGGUUAAUGCCCUGGACAAAGAGUUGUAG
Messenger RNA from Closterium sp. Naga37s-1, 705 nucleotides. The record is from the annotation of a GenBank genome assembly. Lineage: Eukaryota; Viridiplantae; Streptophyta; Zygnematophyceae; Desmidiales; Closteriaceae.